Calliphora vicina (urban bluebottle blowfly) is the source of this 2647-nucleotide messenger RNA. RefSeq names its product G protein-coupled receptor kinase 1 (gene Gprk1). Bases 206 to 2311 code for a protein of 701 amino acids. Gene Ontology annotation, molecular function: ATP binding; G protein-coupled receptor kinase activity; G protein-coupled receptor binding. Lineage: Eukaryota; Metazoa; Arthropoda; Insecta; Diptera; Calliphoridae. The record is from RefSeq and is a predicted model, not a curated record. Gene Ontology annotation, biological process: regulation of signal transduction; G protein-coupled receptor signaling pathway; protein phosphorylation. The transcript is spliced from 16 exons.
UAUUAUUUCUGAAGUGGUGUAUUAUUCAUGGUUUAGUAUAGAUAAAUUAAUAUAUAUUGGAUGUUCUAAUUAUGAAUACUAAAAUAAAAGAGAACUCAUUGAUAACAUAAUAAUAGUUAAUACAAUAUUAAUUACAUGAAUUGCUUGUAAGAAGUAAGUAAAACAAUAAAUUCAAGAAGAAACUACCAAUACAAUACUAUACAAGAUGGCAGAUUUAGAGGCUGUUUUGGCAGAUGUCAGUUACUUGAUGGCCAUGGAGAAGUCCAAGUGUACUCCAGCGGCUAGGGCCAGCAAGAAAUUAAUUUUGCCCGAUCCAAGUGUUCGCAGUGUUAUGUAUAAGUAUUUAGAAAAGGAAAAUGAACUGGAGUUUUACAAAAUAUUCAAUCAAGUUAUAGGUUACAACUUGUUUAAAGAUUUUUGCGAAAAUGAUUCUGACGAACCUAUACAACAAUUCAAAUUUUAUGAACAGAUAAAACAAUUCGAAAAAACCGAAUGCUAUGAGGAGCGAAAGAAAAUGGCUCGAGAAAUCUAUGAUAAUUUUAUAAUGGAAGAAUUACUAACUCACACAUACGAUUAUUCUAAAGAUGCUGUUGGCAGCGUACAGAAAUAUUUGCUAAAGAACGAAGUUCCAACAAAUUUAUUUGAGCCGUAUAUUGAGGAAAUAUUUAGCUAUUUAAAGGGCAAACCAUUUAAGAAAUUCUUGGAAAGUGAAAAAUUUACACGUUUUUGUCAAUGGAAGAACUUGGAACUUAAUAUACAGUUAACCAUGAAUGACUUUAGUGUUCACAGAAUUAUAGGACGAGGAGGUUUUGGCGAGGUAUAUGGAUGUCGUAAAGCUGAUACGGGAAAAAUGUAUGCCAUGAAGUGUUUGGAUAAAAAACGAAUUAAAAUGAAACAGGGAGAGAUGUUGGCAUUGAAUGAACGUUCAAUGCUGCAGGUUGUUAGUACUGGUAAUGACUGCCCUUUUAUUGUAUGCAUGACAUAUGCUUUUCAUACACCGGACAAAUUGUGUUUUAUAUUGGAUCUUAUGAAUGGCGGGGAUUUACAUUAUCACUUGUCUCAACAUGGUGUCUUUAAUGAGGAUGAAAUGAAAUUUUACGCCGCAGAGGUUAUAUUGGGCUUGGAACAUAUGCACAAACGUUUCAUUGUGUAUAGAGAUUUGAAGCCAGCCAAUAUUUUGCUGGAUGAAAAUGGUCAUAUACGUAUUUCGGAUUUGGGUUUAGCUUGUGAUUUUUCGCGAAAAAAGCCUCAUGCUUCGGUGGGUACACAUGGCUAUAUGGCGCCCGAGGUUUUGUCAAAAGGUACUCCGUACGACUCUUGUGCUGAUUGGUUUAGUUUCGGUUGCAUGCUUUACAAAUUGCUCAAAGGUCAUUCACCUUUUAGACAGCACAAAACCAAAGAUAAGCAUGAAAUCGAUAAAAUGACUCUCACCAUGAACGUUGAACUUCCCGAUACGUUUAGUCCAGAACUGAAAAAUUUAUUAGAAUUACUGCUUCAGAGAGAUGUUGAUAAACGUCUUGGUUGUAUGGGGAAUGGGGCUGAAGAAGUAAAAUCCCACCCGUUCUUUUCUGGCAUUGAUUGGCAUCAGGUGUACAUGCAUAAAUAUACACCGCCGUUGAUACCACCUCGUGGGGAGGUUAAUGCAGCUGACGCCUUUGAUAUUGGGUCAUUUGAUGAAGAGGAUACCAAGGGCAUCAAACUCACAGAAUCUGAUCAGGAACUGUAUAAGAAUUUCAAUUUAACAAUAUCAGAAAGAUGGCAGCAAGAAGUGAUAGAAACUGUUUACGAAACCAUUAACCAGGAAACGGACAAAAUUGAACAGAAGAAAAAAGCCAAGCAGAAAAUGCAUUUUGAUGCCGACGAAAAAGAAUCGGAUUGUAUUUUGCACGGCUACAUAAAAAAAUAUGGUGGCUCCUUUGCGUCUCUUUGGCAAACAAAAUAUGCCAAACUGUAUCCCAAUCGGUUGGAAUUGCAUUCAGAGAGUGGCAAUAACAAACCCGAAUUGAUAUUUAUGGAUCAAAUUGAGGACAUAUCCUCAGACUUUGUGACAUACAAGGGAGAACAAUGUAUUCAAAUACGAGUCAACGAUGGCUCGCGUGAUGGUCGCAUUUUAUUAACAAAUUCCGAUGAAAUCGGUCUUAAAGAAUGGGCCUAUUCUUUACGUUCAGCGCACAAAGUGUCUCAAGAACUUUUAGGUUCGAUGGCGAAAAAAGCUGGAAAAAUUUAUGGAAGCGAACGUGAUGGCAACAAAGCGAUGUACAUAAUAAGUGGCGGCAAUUCAAUGCAAAAAAAUGCAAAUGGUGCAAAUUAGCAUCAACUUUAGUAUUAAAACAAACAACAACCGAAAAUUAUAUUUUUAAGUUCGUAACGAGAAAAAUUAUAUAAAUAUAUUAUCAUAGUACACACAAAUCAACAAUGAAAUAUGAUCAUUAUGGCGGUAUAAUGCCGCUUCUCUCAAAAUUUAUAUAAAAAAUAUUAGAAGAAAAAAAAACUAAAUUAAUGCCAAUUAAAUGUGCGGUUAUAGAAAACCAAAAUAAUCCCUUAAAAAUCCUGUACACUAACAAAAACUUGUAAAACACGUAAAAACGCAUUUGUGUCAGAAGUAAUAAAAGUAAAUAUCUAGUAAUCAAAAUGAAAAAAAACAGAA